Molecule: messenger RNA, 1506 nt
Organism: Tripterygium wilfordii
Lineage: Eukaryota; Viridiplantae; Streptophyta; Magnoliopsida; Celastrales; Celastraceae
Product: transcription factor DYT1-like
Exons: 4
Coding region: 75-710 (211 amino acids)
Biological process (GO): regulation of DNA-templated transcription
Cellular component (GO): nucleus
Molecular function (GO): sequence-specific DNA binding; protein dimerization activity; DNA-binding transcription factor activity
Source: RefSeq, a predicted model, not a curated record
CCAAUCACAACAACGCCUUAGUUUUAGGUUUAGAAACAGAGCUCCUCUUUCCCUCUCUAGUUUCACCCACAAAAAUGGAGUCCAUUGGCUCUGCCAUGGAUAAAUUAUACAUAACUCAAGAACAAAACUACAGGGGAACGAUGAGCCAAACACCGCGAAAAGUCACAACCGUGAACUACCUCGCUGAAAGGAGUAGGAGGCGGAAGCUCAGUGAUAAGCUCUUGACAUUGCGAUCUCAGGUUCCCAUCAUAACAAAUUUGAUCAUUGAUGAUGCCAUUACUUACAUCCAAGAACUACAAUCCACUGUCAAGGUUCUCAGUAACCAGCUUUUUGAAAAGGAUGUUUCCAUUGAAGAAGAAAACAACAAGAAACAGAGUGAUGAGGAGGUUUUUGCAGAGGAGAAGAAGCAAUCUGACAUAAAGGAAGAUGUUGUGGUUAGAGGUAUUGAUGGAGACAAAUUCCAGGUGAAGAUUAUAAUUGAAAAGAGAAGAGGCAGGUUCACUAGAUUACUGGAAGACAUGGCUUUUUAUGGAUUCAAUCUUAGUGAAACCAAUGUUUCUACCUCUAAUGGAGCAUUCCUUGUUACAUCCUGGGUGGAGGGUAUUUAUGGUGAUAAACUGCCAAUUCACCGAACCAGGGAGCUAUCAGGGGGACUUAGAAGCAAAUCUUCCAGAAAGUAUUGCUGGUUUUCAAUUUCUUAUCAACUAUGAAGUUCUCUCUAGUAUUUUAGCUUUUCUAUCUACACCAUUCGCAUAUGAUUCCAGUAUUACAAUAAGAACAAGAAAUUCAGGAUACAAGAUUGUUGGGUUAAGGCUCUGGAAUGUAUAUUUAUACAUCACAUUUUUACUUAUAACAGUUGGAUUAUUCUCUGUUUUUCUUCUAUAAGGGUAAAAGUCCAAACUCCAAACAGCCAGCACCUCUCAAACAGUGUUUGGUCUAAAGAUCUUCACUUUAUUAAGCAAGACUGCAAAUUGAUUAAAUUGUGAAAGAUUCAUUAAAGAAAAUGCCAGAAAAAGGACUAAUGAAUUGGGUUAUAACUUUUUCUUACAACAAGGACCCACAAAUUCCUAAAUCUGCAGGUAGUUAAGCUGUGUUUACUGAGUUGAUCCAACUCCAUUUCAGUUUAUAUUUACCAAAAAUUCUGUUAUUCAGAAAGGAAAAGUAACCAGUUAUGUUAAGAUGAUAUUUAUUUAGUCCUUAAUCACCUGAUUGAAAAUUUGAAAUCACAUACAGUCAGCUUGCCAUUUCUGGUUUAAAAAGAAAGACAGUCUACCCUUUGAAAUAAAGCUAAAAAAAAAAAAGAGGAAAAGAUAAAUAAAGCUAAACACAAUCAUUUAAUUAAGAUAUUUCCAUUUAAAUACUACAAACAAUUCCCACAAUUUAGCAUUUUAUUGCUAAAUAUUAUCCCCAAAUUUCCAUUUUUACAGCGCUAAUAUCAUCUAUCAACAUUAAUACUUACUCCAAGAUGUCCACACACUUUCUCUUCAGAACUCUUAAAAAAAAGGC